CCUGCCAAAUUGUGCCCUCUACAUUCUCUCCAUCUGGUUUUUCGAGCUCCAUCACCAGCUUAUCAUACUCCAGCUCUUCCACCUCUACUCUAUAUGGCCAUGGCCUCACUUCACCGUCCCAUGUCCCUCCCUCUUCUCCUGCUCUUUCUUCUGAUCUCUGGACACUUGGGAUUGGAUGCGGAAGCUCGAAAUCUGCAGAAUCCGACGAAACUGUUCGUCUUUGGGGACUCAUAUGCGGAUACCGGCAACGUCAGGAGAGAUGUGGCCGGUUCCUGGAAACAGCCAUAUGGAAUUACUUUUCCCGGUAAACCCGCUGGCCGUUUCUCCGACGGCAGAGUCCUCACUGAUUUUCUCGCUAAGUAUUUUGGGGUGAGAUCGCCGGCACCUUACAGACUGAGAAAUCUGAUGCCCCAAUAUGUGAAAUACGGGAUGAACUUUGCGUAUGGUGGCACGGGUGUUUUCAAUACCUCUUCUCCAAACCCAAAUAUGACUGUCCAGAUCGAUUUCUUCGAAGAGCUCAUCAGAGACAAAGUGUACACCUUCGCUGACCUCUGCAACUCCGUCGCUCUGGUCUCCGUCGCCGGCAACGACUACAGUUUUUAUCUCGCCACGAAUGGCACUGCCGAGGGGGCGCCGGCGUUUAUUGCGUCGGUGGUGAACCAGACGGUGAAAAAUGUAGCUCGAAUCCAUGGAUUGGGAGUGAAGAAAAUUGCAGUGAGCGGUCUGCAACCCCUCGGGUGCCUCCCGCAGACAACAGCUUCAUCGUCAUUCCAGCAGUGCAACUCCACCUUCAACACCUUCGCCACCCUUCACAACACCCUCUUGGGCCAAGGGCUGGCGAAACUGAAGGAAGAAGCCAACGACAAUUCCAGCUUUGUCGUUCUUGACCUUUUCGACAGUUUCAUGUCGGUACUGAACCACCCCUCCACCCAUAACAUACAGAACCAGUUCAAGCCUUGCUGCGUUGGGGUGAGCAGCCAAUACUCCUGCGGAAGCGUGGACGACAAGACCAUGGCCAAGAAAUACACAGUGUGUGAGGAUCCUAAGUCCGCUUUCUUUUGGGACUGGGUGCACCCAACGCAAGCUGGGUGGCAUGCCGUUUAUAACAACUUGCUCACCACUAAUGCCCUUCAACAACUUCAAUAGUAAUGAGCAAGUCUAUGUUAUUUUGCUGUCAUAUUCAUCGGUUCUUCUGUUUGUCUGUAAUAUUAAUAAUAUGGCCCUUCCAAUAGUUUAAUUGUUCCUUA
This is a messenger RNA of Prosopis cineraria, 1247 nucleotides long. RefSeq names its product GDSL esterase/lipase At5g03610-like. The record is from RefSeq and is a predicted model, not a curated record. Gene Ontology annotation, molecular function: hydrolase activity, acting on ester bonds. NCBI's taxonomy places the organism in Eukaryota, Viridiplantae, Streptophyta, Magnoliopsida, Fabales, Fabaceae.